AUGUCGUACAUCAACACCACCAAUCUUAUUCCCAUUCCGCUAGAAAUAGACAAUAAUCACAAGGACUACUCUAUUGCUAUUGCAAUCAUCGUCCUUGGUAUUGUGGCAUCCCUGGUGGUGUUCGUUCGACUGGCCUACAGGUACUCAACAAAACGCCUUGGCAUCGAUGAUUAUGCGAUGAUUCCGGCAGUGAUGUUCUACAUAGCAUGGACAGCCAUGGCUGCAUAUUUCAAUCUACACUCUGGAAUCGGAAAGCCGAUAGAAGAGAUCACAUACGGAGAGUUCAUCAUAUUCUUCAAAGGUAUCUUUGUUGCUGCUUGGAUGUAUCCACUCAUGUCAGCAUCGAUAAGAGUAUCGAUUCUCCUAUUUUAUCGACGUAUCUUCGCGAAAGGGUACCUAUUCUACUCCUCAACCAUCUGGAUAUUGCUUGCUCUACAAGGCGCCUAUGUUAUUGCUUUUGAGAUCAUCCCUGGAUUCUCGUGCCAUCCAAUUGCCGACGCUUGGGAUCCGGUCAAUCGUAUCACAAACUGUUCCGACCUCUACAUCAACGCAACAGAAGCGCUGUACAGCACAAGCUUAGCUUUUGAUGUGAUCCUACUCAUAUUCCCCAUCUAUGCAAUCUCUAGACUUCAAAUGCCUCUCAAGAAACGCCUUGGGGUCUUUGUCAUUUUCAUCCUUGGUGCCGCUGCGGGCAUUGUAGCGGCCUACAAACUCAGAAUAUUCGUCUACGAGACGACUCAUUGGGAGCCAACUGACCCUAGCUGGUGGAACUUCGAAGCUGCUGCAUACAAUCUCCCUCAAUACAACGACUACGGGAAAACGUUUUGGAUUCCGUCUCAAGUCGAACCGACAGUUGCUAUGAUUGGUACAUCUUUACCGGCUCUGUUGCAAUUAUAUGCAUCGGCUUCGCUUCAAUUUUCCAAGAUAUGUAGCCAUCACGACAGGAAGAGGGUCCAGCAGUGGUGGCUAAAGUGUAUCCGGCAAAGACAGUCUGAGAUAUAG
Messenger RNA from Mollisia scopiformis, 1002 nucleotides. RefSeq lists its product as uncharacterized. The record is from RefSeq and is a predicted model, not a curated record. The transcript has 4 exons. Bases 1 to 1002 code for a protein of 333 amino acids. Lineage: Eukaryota; Fungi; Ascomycota; Leotiomycetes; Helotiales; Mollisiaceae.